Messenger RNA from Paramormyrops kingsleyae, 2563 nucleotides. RefSeq names its product solute carrier family 35 member G2b (gene slc35g2b). The record is from RefSeq and is a predicted model, not a curated record. Lineage: Eukaryota; Metazoa; Chordata; Actinopteri; Osteoglossiformes; Mormyridae. Gene Ontology annotation, cellular component: membrane.
GUGAGGGGAUGCGUGCUCAGCAGCCGAGGCGCCGAUUCCCCCCUUCCCAUCCCAGCCUGCGCCGCCCCUACCGAAGCCGUCUCUGCCCAUCUUCUCCACGCUCACCUGCCCCUGCGGUCGCCCUCGGACGUGUGAUGUGCGGCGCCCCGGGGCGCCUUCCCGCGCUUCUGUAGCCUCACAGCCGACGCCAGAGGCGCACAGACUGACAGCGCUGCGCAUUUUCGCCUCUCCGAAUCCGUAAAAUAAUCCCCCUUUUGGAGAGAAUGACGGGGAAAUGGCAAACGCAAUACUGUACGCAUAGAAGGCAAGAAGAAACAAACCGGUCUAAUUUAUGAUACAAGUACAAUCUCAGCUGCCAUUUCACCGGGAUCCUUUAUUCCGCAGAAAGCUGAAGGGAAAUGGACCCACCGUUUAUGCAGUCGUAUGGAAUGAAGAAGAGAGUGAAGAUCCACCCCAGUACAGUGACGGUGAAGUAUGACACCCAUUUCCCCCAGCCUGGGGAUGAGGACUAUGACGACGCACCCUCGUUUGAAGACUUUGGCUCUUUCGUGGAUGACAAUCCCAACAGGAGACUGAUGGAGGAGAACAAGCAGGGUAGGACUUUCUUUGGUAGCAUAGAUACCCGGCCGAGGUCCUCUGGUGGCUGCAGGGACAAUGAAGUGGGCGAGCAGCUGGCUAGCUUUGGGGAGGCCUCUGUGUUCACCUCGCGGGUCACCUGGGCUGCUCUAUUCGGGGCAGCGGUCGCCCACGGUUGCGUGGCCCUCAUCACGCGCCUGGCAGCUGACCGCUCCAAGGUGCCCUCCCUGGAGCUGCUCUUCAUCCGCUCGGUGAUCCAGGUCUUCUCCAUCGUGGUGGUCUACUACUACCAGGAGGCGCCCUUCGGGCCCAAGGGCUACCGGCUGCGUCUCUUCUUCUAUGGCGCGUGCAACGUCAUCUCCAUUACAUGCGCCUAUACUUCCUUUGCCAUCGUGCCACCCAGCAAUGGUACCAUCAUGUGGCGAGCCUCCACCACCGUCUUCAGCGCCGUGCUGGCCUUGCUGCUGCUGGACGAGCGCCUGGGCUACGUCGACGUGGUGACCGUCGUGGGCAGCGUCUUCGGCCUGUGCCUGGUCAUGAUCCCCAACAUCGCGGAGGAGGAUAAGAGCCCGCUGGGCUUCUGGAAGGAGGCCUUCGGCUACACCAUGACCGUCAUGGCCGGCCUGACUGCUGCCCUUUCCAUGAUCGUCUACCGGGCCAUCAAGGAGCGAGUGAGCAUGUGGACGGCCCUCUUCACGUUUGGCUGGACGGGGACCGUGUGGGGUGCGUCCACCAUGUUCGUCAUGCAGGAGCCCAUCAUCCCUCUGGAUGCGGAGACGUGGGGCUACCUCACCGGCAUCUGCAUCUGCUCCACCGUGGCGUUCCUCGGGGUCUACUACGCCCUGAACAAGUUCCACCCGGCGCUGGUCAGCACGGUGCAAAACCUGGAGAUCGUUGUGGCCAUGGUCCUGCAGCUCCUCGUCCUGCGUAUGAUCCCCUCUGCCUACGAUGUCAUUGGCGCCUUGGUCAUCAUGGUCAGUGUUUUUGGCCUGACAGCCGUCAAGCUCAAUUGGGUGGGAGGCAGGAGACAAGAAUAUGAAGAAAUCCUCGACUCACCCGUUAAAUGAGGGCCGUGCCCUUGCGUGUCGCCUCUCUGCCAGGUGGCCUUCAAGCUGAUUGAUCGAUUUGUCCAUUUUGUAUCGUGCUGUUGAUAGAGUUCCAGUUGUGUGCUUGUCUUUGAUAAAUGUACGUGUGAAAUUACAGUGGUCCAUGGUACUCUCUUCUUAUGCAAGUUAUUUGCACACUUAAUAUCAAAGCAGACCACCUGUUAUAUCUACAUGUGUCGCCAAUGCGUAUCUGGUGACUGAACAUCAUGCACAAUGAACCUAUGAAGACCACAGACCUCCUUAAUAGGUGUAAGGAGGGAUGAUAAUGUAACCUUUUCUCUUCUCUUCGUUUCAUAUCGACUGAAGUUUCCGCUGUCAAAUGCAUUGUCAGGGAAGUGUUAUUAAUUACUGAAGGAAGUCUGUGUCAACUAGGGAAAUCAAUACUGAUCUUCAAUAGAUGAAUUGAGAGUAAAUUAAAUGUGGCCUGACCCGUUAUUUCGUAUCUGUCCUGAACUGCUGGUAUCAUUAUUGCAAGUAUUAUUGCAAUUACGAAUAAAGGACUGUUACAGUAUGUUGUAAUAUUUGUGAAACCCUAAUUUUGAGUCAUUUUGCAUCAGAAUCAAUGCAACCUUAUGGGGUCCAGCUAAUGAAAUUUAAGUGGUGUCAAUUCUUUCAACUUUUUUAUGUUUUAGUGAACGUUGUCGUGAAGCUAUAAUUGAGCGUGUUCUCCUGAAUUACUCUUCAAGAGGCUGACUAAGAAUAAAUAGGAUUUCAAUAUGCGCCACCAGGUGGCGCACUUCAGCCAAAAAUGUAAUAUUAUAAUAUGUUACAGCUAUGACAAUUACUUGUGAGUUAAUAAAACACUGUCGUUGCUGUUGAAAUUUAUGUAACUGGGAGCAAUUCAAAAUUAUGGUUUUCAAAUAAAUUUCCAUUGCCUGCCA